Messenger RNA from Saxophila tyrrhenica, 597 nucleotides. RefSeq lists its product as uncharacterized. The record is from RefSeq and is a predicted model, not a curated record. Gene Ontology annotation, molecular function: serine-type carboxypeptidase activity. Lineage: Eukaryota; Fungi; Ascomycota; Dothideomycetes; Mycosphaerellales; Extremaceae. Bases 1 to 597 code for a protein of 198 amino acids. Gene Ontology annotation, biological process: proteolysis. The transcript has 3 exons.
AUGUGCAGUCCGCCAUCCACGCUCCUACUGUACGUUCCGCGCAAGAACUUCAUCAUUCGAGCUUCUGUUGACAAUCACCAGACCAACUACCAGAUCUGCGGCGAGCACUCCUAUGACCUCUCCGCAAGCGUACCCAGCGCUCUCGGACCACUCCCUCAUGUCAUUGAGAUGACGAACAACGUCCUCAUCGGCGGAGGAGCGCUGGAUUUCCUUUUGCUGAGCAAUGGCUCGCUGGUCACUAUCCAGAAUAUGACCUGGAACGGCAUGCAAGGUUUCCAAGAGAAGCCGUCCUCCCCAUUUUACGUGCCGUACCACCCCGGGCUUCUCGAAGGGCUGGAGGCUAUUCUGACUCAGCCAUUCCCUGUUCCCGUGGAAAAGAACACUGCCGGCUCUGGCUAUCUGGGUACAUGGCAUACCGAGCGCGGUCUCACGUGGUGCGAUGUCAACCACGCCGGGCACGAGAUCCCGCAGUACGUGCCCGGAGCGGGAUACAGACAUCUUGAGUUUUUGCUGGGGAGGAUUAGCAAUUUGGGGGAGGUGUCGGAUUUUACGACGCAGAAGGGGGAUUUUACGGGCAAUUCGAGUAGGCCGUAUUGA